UACAAACAACCUCUGUAAUAGCUUGGCUCGACUCAAAAGGCAUUGCUGGGGAUCGAACCAAAGUCACCUGUGUGAAUAACUCUCCAAACCAACUGAGGCAUCCAUUAUUGACACCCAUAUUUUGCCCAUUUCUUAUUGGUAACAAGUAACAACCAUCCAAACAAGGCCUAGUGUUCAGAUGCAUUUCGAAAGAAAGCCCUAAACCCUACAACUUCAUUUUGCGUUCUUCUCCAUUUCACACACACAGAGAAACACCAAAUUCAGUAAAAAUGGCUUCUUUGUGUGCAUCAAGAGCAGCCAUUUUCAAGCGGAAGAAGCUUCUAUGCUUAACAUCAACAUCAUCAUUCUACUGCACUGAAUCCCCAAUUCCAACAACAGGUAAACAAAAUCAUCAUCCUAAACCCCAAGAUGAAAAACUAGAAGAUGUAAUUUGUCGAAUGAUGUCUACACGCGCUUGGACAACGCGUUUACAGAAUUCCAUUAGAAACAUUGUACCCUCAUUCAAUGAUGAGCUUGUUUACAAUGUGUUGCACAGUGCGAAGGAUUCUGAGCACGCGUUGAAUUUCUUCAGGUGGGUUGAAAGAUCUGGUAUUUUUAGGCAUAAUAGAGAAACCCAUUUCAAGAUUAUGCAAAUUCUUGGUAGAGCUGAGAAGCUUAAUCAUGCUAGGUGUAUAUUACUUGAUAUGCCUAAUAAAGGUGUUGAUUGGGAUGAAGAUUUGUGGGUUUUAUUGAUUGAUAGUUAUGGUAAAGCUGGGAUAGUUCAAGAGAGUGUUAAGCUGUUUGCGAAAAUGGAAGAGUUAGGUGUUGAAAGGACUGUUAAAUCUUAUAAUGCUUUGUUUAAUGUGAUAACUCGUAAGGGGCGAUAUAUGAUGGCGAAGAGGUAUUUUAAUAAGAUGGUUAAUGAAGGGAUUGAGCCGACUGGACAUACGUUUAAUCUUUUGAUUUGGGGGUUCUUUUUAUCGUCGAAGGUGGAUACUGCCAUUAGGUUCUUUGAGGAUAUGAAGAGUAGGGGGAUUAUGCCCGAUUUAGUAACUUAUAAUACCAUGAUUAAUGGAUAUAACCGGGUUAAGAAAAUUGAGGAGGCGGAGAAGUAUUUUGUGGAAAUAAAGGCGAGGAAUUUGGAGCCGAAUGUGAUUAGUUAUACGACGAUGAUUAAGGGGUAUAGCUUGGUUGGGAGAAUAGAUGAUGCAUUGAGAUUGUUUGAAGAGAUGAAGAGUUUUGGUAUUAAACCAAAUGCUAUUACUUAUUCGACGUUGUUGCCUGGUCUUUGUGAUGCAAAGAAAAUGUCCGAAGCUAGGAUGAUUUUGAAAGAGAUGGAAGAGAAGUAUAUCGAACCCAAAGAUAGCGCAAUCUUCAUUAGGUUAAUCUCCGGACAGUGUGAGGCAGGUGAUUUAGAUGCUGCUGCUGAUGUUCUGAAAACUAUGAUAAGGUUAAGUGUUCCGACUGAGGCUGGGCAUUAUGGUGUCUUAAUUGAGAAUUUCUGCAAGGCUGGUAAAUAUGAUCGAGCUGUCAAAUUUCUGGAUAAGCUUAUUGAGAAAGAAAUCAUCCUGCGACCACAGAGUAGUUUGUCUAUGGAACCAAGUGCAUAUAUCCUGAUUACUGAUUACCUAUGCAAUAAUGGCCAGACAGGCAAAGCUGAAACUCUUUUUAGACAAUUGAUGAAAAUUGGGGUUCAAGAUCCUGUUGUCUUUAACAAUCUUGUUUGUGGGCACUCAAAAGAAGGGGUUCCUGAUUCGGCGUUUGAACUUUUGAAGAUUAUGGGCAGAAGAAAGGUUCUUUCUGAUGGUAUUGCUCACAAGUCACUUGUUGAGAGCUAUCUGAAGAAAGGGGAGGCUGCUGAUGCUAAAACUGCUUUGGACAAUAUGAUUGAACAUGGACAUGACCCGGACUCGUUGUUGUAUAGAUCAGUGAUGGAGAGCCUGAUGGGUGAUGGAAGGGUUCAAACAGCAAGUCGGGUGAUGAAAAUCAUGUUGGAGAAGGGUGUGAAAGAACACAUGGAUUUAAUUUCUACUAUCUUGGAAGCCCUCCUCAUGAGGGGCCAUGUUGAGGAGGCCCUUGGAAGAAUUGAAUUGUUGUUAAACAACAGCCUCUCACCUGAUUUUGAUGGUCUCUUGGCGGUUCUAUGCGAGAAAGGAAAGGCUACUGCUGCCCUGAAGCUGUUAGAUUUCAGUUUAGAGAGAAAUUGUAACAUAGACUAUUCAAGCUAUGAUAAGGUGCUGGAUUCUCUUGUAGCUGCUGGGAAGACACUUAAUGCCUACUCUAUGUUGUGCAAGAUGAUGGAGAAAGGAGGAGUUAAAGAUCAUAAGAGUUGUGAAGAGUUAAUUAAGAGCCUCAAUGAUGAGGGAAACACAAAGCAAGCAGAUAUUCUAAGAAGAAUGAUACUCGGAAAGGAAACAACACUUGACAGCAAGAAAGGGAAGAAAAAGACAGCAAUGGCUACCUGAUUCCUGUAAUUUUUCUACAGGAUCAGGAAGCGGUAGAGGCAGAGGGGGUCGUUCGGGCGGACGAACUUUUGGUAGGGGAAAGUUAUCUUGAUGAUAGAGUGGAGCAAUUUUGGAGUAAUGUUAAGGGUGAGAAAUAUUUUGAGCGUAGCCGAAAGUAUGGCCUAAUGGGGUUAGCAGUGUUGUAGUCUACUUCUUCCUUUCUCUGUCUUUCAGAAAUGUCAUGAUGGCUUGGUGUUGUUAACAGGAAUUUCUGUGAAAGAUUAAUGCUCGAAGGGUCACGGGUUCAAGCUGUGGAAACAGUCUCUUGCAGAAAUGCGGGGUAAGGCUAGUUAAACUCUUGUGGUUCGGCCCUUCCCGAACCUCGCACAUAGCAGAAGCUUUAUGCACCGGGCUGCCUUUUUGCCUCUCUUCCUCCCCGAGGUAGUGGUAAGGUACGUACAAUUUACCCUCGCCAGAACUCACUUGUGGGAUUUCAAUGGGUAUGUUGUUCUUGUUGUAUUAGUGCUUGAAGACACCCGAAUGUACAACUGUUAAUGAAGAUAGUGAAAAUCAGUUCUUCUUGGUCCUGCUUCCUUUUGCCAA
Messenger RNA from Capsicum annuum, 3026 nucleotides. Its product is annotated as pentatricopeptide repeat-containing protein At2g37230. The record is from RefSeq and is a predicted model, not a curated record. NCBI's taxonomy places the organism in Eukaryota, Viridiplantae, Streptophyta, Magnoliopsida, Solanales, Solanaceae. The coding region runs from base 270 to 2444 and encodes 724 amino acids. Gene Ontology annotation, molecular function: protein binding. The transcript has 2 exons. Gene Ontology annotation, cellular component: chloroplast.